AUGAAGUCAUUAUCUGUGUGUCACCUUUGUAUUACACCUCCUGGGGCAUGCUGUCCAAUUUGUGGAGGAUCACUCCGCAUAUUAUACUCAAGAAAACAAAUAGACAGGGCUUUAUAUGCUUUACAGAAUCAGACAACCAAGUCGUUGAAUCUCAUAUCAGUUCUGCGUGCAUUAGAACGUCAAAUUCAGUUAGCUCAAUGCACAUUGAGAGGCUUUGUAACAGUGGAAUUAGAUAUAUUUGUAACUGUGCAGAGUACAGAGAGAUACCCAUCAGAGCUUCAACUCGAAGCUUGCAUAAGAGAAGCUGAAAAAAUCGCAAGUUUAGUGAACAUGCAAAGUCCACGGAUUGCCAGUGAAUUAAGUUUAAGCUCCUUAACAGUAGCCAGUGUGGUUCAUACCCAAGUUAGUGCGAGUACAAGCAAUCACGUCAACUUCAUUAACUACCUGUUCCCAUUAAUCAUACUUUUAUUAUUAAUCAACAGAGAUUUUUUGUAAAAUUUGACUGAUAUUAUUAACAUGACGUGUGCAUAAAAUGAGCAACUGUAAUACCUACAAAUCUUAAUGAUAAUUUUGGAUGUACCUUAAUCUCUGUAGUAAUUAGGUACUAUGAAAAUGUUGAGUACAUAGAAAAGUUGUUUUAAAUUUAUCACAAUUUUGUGCCAAUUGUAAAACAUAGGCCAGUUUUUCAGCUACUUUCAGUACUGUUCAAAACUUCGAAAUAUUUUCCAUAUCUAGUUUUUCAAAACAAAGUUAAUAUAUAUAAGGAAGUAAAUAUCUGUGAUAUUGUAAUAUAUUAAGAGAUUACUAAUUAUUACAUAAAGAUUUUUUAAAUGAAAGUUUCAGACUGUUUGUAUAUAUGUAAUUGUAAAUAAUGUUUUUAUAAUCAGGUGCCUUUUUAAAAAAACAUAGUAUAAUAACAUCACGUUGUGGACUGUAGCAAUUGCAAAAUUUAUUAUUUAAUUGUUAACUGUGUUUUAUGUUACCAAAGAAUGUUAUGUUUAUUUUAAGGAUUAUAUGAUUUCUUAUUACAAAUAAAGUUUAUAAAUUUCUAAAUGAAAUUUAUUGCACAUAGUCAAAAGUCAUAAGAUUUCUUGUUACCUAUUUGUAGACAGUGGUGUGGGAAGUGUUUUGGAAAGUCCUCUUGGUUUGUGAAAAUUAACUCCCACACUGAAAGAUAUCCACCAAGUGAGGGACUUU
This is a messenger RNA of Anoplophora glabripennis (Asian longhorned beetle), 1197 nucleotides long. RefSeq names its product reversion-inducing cysteine-rich protein with Kazal motifs-like. Gene Ontology annotation, cellular component: plasma membrane. NCBI's taxonomy places the organism in Eukaryota, Metazoa, Arthropoda, Insecta, Coleoptera, Cerambycidae. Gene Ontology annotation, biological process: extracellular matrix organization. The transcript has 3 exons. The record is from RefSeq and is a predicted model, not a curated record. Bases 1 to 495 code for a protein of 164 amino acids. Gene Ontology annotation, molecular function: metalloendopeptidase inhibitor activity.